CUCUGUGCGUGUGAUUUGUCAAAGCUUUUCUCAUGACAGCGAGAAGAGGGCUGCGUUUUUAUAGUUUCAAGCAAUUCCUUCCAAAAACCUCGAAAUCGCUAUGAACGUCUUGUAAAAAACAUUUUCCAAACAUAUAAAGUUGCUUCUACAAUCUUGCCAAUGUGCAGUUUUGUGUUUGCCUAUUCUUCUCAGCUCUGUGUGUGUGUGCUAACAUCCAGCUCUGUUGCAAAUCUCUCUUUCUUGGUAUCUCUUGGGAUCCUUGGGUACAAAAUAAAUGUUUGCUGUAAAACAAUAAUUAACACGUUCAGCAGCACUUCUUCAGAUCUUUGUCGUACUUCCAAGAAAAGUAUACCCGCGUUUGAGUGGGGCCAGAUGAAUUGACAUUCCAUCAUCGACCUGUUCCGGGAACGGAGAGCAAUCGUUCUCUUUUUGCCAUCAGUUCUUAAUUAACUUCAAGUUUGACCAACAACAUCUGACAACUAAAUCUUGCGUAAUGAUAACCCAAAAUUGACGAACGGACAUAGACAACACGCUAGUGGCGAUUUGUUGUACAUUUUGGCUUGCGCAGAAACAUUGUUGGUAGCCCCGAUUGAUCUCAGUCGAACAAACUACAACAAAAGUGUGAGUCUCGUCGCGGGAUGCAUUAUUUUGGAGCAACUCAUUCAUUGCCUGUACUGGCAUUAUCACUUUCAAGGCAUGAGUCAUCAUCUGUUAUCAGAAAGCCUGUGUCGUUUGAAAGGCCCACGGUUUGUCCAGUGUUCAACCAGCAACCGCUAGUUCAGUAAUCAAGCGAGUGGAGUCAAGUUAAUCAUACUAGCAACAAACUGUUAUCUGUUCCAAAGCUGAGAAUAAGUAAAGAUUAAAGGUGGUUACCUUCUGUUACGUGAUAAGUUCCGAACGAAGUGUCCCGAAAAACUGUGAAUGCAACCGACCUGUUAUGCGAGAAUUUGAUACAAUCUAGAACAGCGAACAGUUUGACAUAUUUUUUUAAAACAAUUAUACAGUAUCUGUGCUACUGCUUGUGCAUCUAAGCGGAGCCGUGCGUGUGUGUUUGUGUAAUAAGGACACAUUAGUGCAAAGAAGAACGUAUAACAGUCCAAUCAUGAAACAAUGUCCCCAACGAUGAUAACCAUCAUACACUGCUUGGCUAUCGGUAUCCUGAUAUUUUGGUGCGGAAAAUGGAUCAUUCAUCUGACUGCCAUCACGUAUGGGAAGAUAAAACUACAUAAGAAAGCAUCCCAACAGCCGCGAGAAACUCCGUAUCCCUCGGUGUCGAUUCUGAAGCCGCUAAUGGGAGUCGAUCCAAAUUUACAGAACAAUUUGGAAACCUUUUUCCUCAUGGACUAUCCGGUCUACGAGCUGCUUUUUUGCAUCGAAUCCCCGGAUGACCCAGCGGUUGAAGUUGUCAAACGAUUGUGUGAUAAAUAUCCCAGCAUCGAAGCUAAGCUUCUUGUCGGUGGCUCGAACGUGGGAGUAAACCCAAAGAUAAAUAAUCUCUAUCCGGGCUAUAUGCAGGCUCAAUAUGAGCUAAUAAUGAUUUCCGAUGCAGGUAUUCGGAUGAAGAGUGACACAUUGACCGACAUGGUGAACCAUAUGACGGAAAAGGUUGGAUUAGUGCAUCAGAUGCCGUUCGUAUGCGACCGAGAGGGGUUUGCAGCAGCGUUUGAGAAAAUAUACUUCGGCACAGUGCAGUCGCGGAUCUACUUGUGUGCAGAUCUCCUCGGCAUUAACUGUCAUACGGGAAUGUCCUGUUUAAUGCGCAAGGACGUGCUAGAUCAACUGGGAGGUGUCCAGGCGUUUGGCUGCUAUCUGGCCGAAGAUUUUUUUCUAGCCAAGGCAUUCCACGAUCAUAAUUGGAAGUUGACGAUCAGCAGCCAGCCUGCAUGGCAGAACUCUGGCAUUUGUGAUAUUAGCAGCUUUCAGGCGCGCCUUACACGAUGGGCAAAGCUGAGAGUCGCCAUGGUGCCAACGACCAUCCUCCUCGAGCCUAUGUCAGAGUGCAUCAUCGUCGGUAUGUUUGCUUGCGGCGCCGCGAAAGUACUCUUCCGAUGGAAUCCAUUGGUGUUUUUCCUCAUUCAUACACUAGUGUGGUUUCUGUCUGACUGGGUAUUGCUGUCGAUCAUCCAGAAUGGGGCGUUACCAUUUAAUAAGUUUACCUUUUUCGUCGGAUGGGCUUUUCGCGAGAUCAGCGGACCCUACCUAUUCUUUAAUGCUUUGUGGAAUCCAGCUAUAAGAUGGCGAACUCGUGUGUAUAAGCUUGCUUGGGGGGGCGUUGCGUAUGAACUUACAUCUCAAAUUAAGUCAUAAUUUGGGCUUACGUUAUUUAAUUUUCUAUGCGUAUGUCUCUACUAUUCGAACAAAUUGCGUUCAUAAGGAAAACCUUCAUGAGUGAGCCAUUUUUUUAAAAGCAAGCGCACAUAAUAUAAAUACCCCACCCGAGAGAGCAUUGUAUGGAAUAGGUUUAUACAUGAACGGUGUCAGAUUUUUGUUCAGUUUGUUUUUUCGUACACGAUUGUUUUCCUCGUCUUAUUACUAGUAAAUGUAUGCAAACGAAAACAAAUGUUCGGUUUAUAACUCACUCGCUAUUUCACUAGAAGUAUCGUAAAAACCAUCGACGUUCAAUAUAUUCAGUACAUGUUUCAUUUUGCAUACAAUAUAAAUGUUAAUUUGCGAUGUUGAUGAAACAUCUCGAUCAAAGGAUCACCGUGGAUAAGUUUUGAUUAAACGAGUUUAUGUUUUUGUGUUUACUUUACCACUGUUUGAUGUAUAUACUAUUUAUAAAUCUUGUGAAAACUAAGUUAGAACCAACUUUGGAAUAAAUAAAACAAUUAGCUGAACGUAA
Messenger RNA from Anopheles merus, 2842 nucleotides. It is a transcript of the gene GlcT, whose product is annotated as ceramide glucosyltransferase. Gene Ontology annotation, biological process: glucosylceramide biosynthetic process. Gene Ontology annotation, cellular component: membrane. Lineage: Eukaryota; Metazoa; Arthropoda; Insecta; Diptera; Culicidae. Gene Ontology annotation, molecular function: ceramide glucosyltransferase activity. The record is from RefSeq and is a predicted model, not a curated record. The transcript is spliced from 2 exons. The coding region runs from base 1111 to 2307 and encodes 398 amino acids.